GGCGGCCUGUGCACGGCGGCGGCGACGGCGGUGGCCUGAGCCGCGCGGUUCCGCAUCCGCCGAGUGUGAUGAGGCUGCCCUGCGUCGGGGCUCCGCUCGCCGCCAGCUGACAGCGCCGGCACCCAGCCCGCCCGCGAGGGCUGACGCCGCGGGGCCGUGACCUUGGCCGCGGAGGGCAGACGGAUCGUUCCAGUGCCUGAGAGCUGACCAAGUGUGGGGUGACAUGGCCCAGGGGAAUAAUUACGGGCAGACCAGCAACGGGGUGGCGGAUGAAUCACCCAACAUGCUGGUGUACAGGAAGAUGGAAGACGUCAUAGCACGCAUGCAAGAUGAAAAAAACGGAAUUCCUAUUCGUACUGUCAAAAGCUUUCUUUCCAAGAUACCUAGUGUCUUCUCUGGGUCAGACAUUGUUCAAUGGUUAAUAAAGAACCUAACUAUAGAAGAUCCAGUGGAGGCACUACAUUUGGGAACAUUAAUGGCUGCCCAUGGCUACUUCUUUCCAAUCUCGGAUCACGUCCUCACACUCAAAGAUGAUGGCACCUUUUACCGGUUUCAGACACCCUAUUUUUGGCCAUCAAAUUGUUGGGAGCCAGAAAACACGGACUACGCGGUUUAUCUCUGCAAGAGAACAAUGCAAAACAAGGCAAGGCUGGAACUAGCUGACUAUGAAGCUGAGAGCCUGGCCAGGCUGCAGAGAGCAUUUGCCCGGAAGUGGGAGUUCAUUUUCAUGCAAGCAGAAGCACAAGCAAAAGUGGACAAGAAGAGAGACAAGAUUGAAAGGAAGAUCCUCGAUAGCCAAGAGAGAGCGUUCUGGGAUGUUCAUAGACCUGUGCCUGGAUGUGUAAAUACCACUGAAGUGGACAUUAAGAAGUCAUCCAGAAUGAGAAACCCACAUAAAACACGGAAGUCUGUCUAUGGUUUACAAAAUGACAUUAGAAGUCACAGUCCUACCCACACACCCACACCAGAAACUAAACCUCCAACAGAAGAUGAAUUACAACAACAGAUUAAAUAUUGGCAAAUACAGUUAGAUAGACAUCGGUUAAAAAUGUCAAAAGUUGCUGAUAGUCUGUUAAGUUACACGGAACAGUAUGUAGAAUAUGACCCAUUUCUUGUGCCACCUGACCCUUCUAACCCAUGGCUGUCUGAUGAUACUACUUUCUGGGAACUUGAAGCAAGCAAAGAACCAAGUCAGCAGAGGGUAAAACGGUGGGGUUUUGGCAUGGAUGAAGCAUUGAAAGACCCAGUUGGGAGAGAACAGUUUCUUAAAUUUCUAGAGUCAGAAUUCAGCUCAGAAAAUUUAAGAUUCUGGCUAGCAGUGGAAGACCUGAAGAAAAGGCCUAUUAGAGAAGUCCCUUCCCGAGUUCAGGAAAUAUGGCAAGAAUUUCUGGCUCCUGGAGCUCCCAGUGCCAUUAACUUGGAUUCUAAGAGCUAUGAUAAAACCACACAGAAUGUGAAGGAACCUGGACGAUACACGUUCGAAGAUGCUCAGGAGCACAUUUACAAAUUGAUGAAAAGUGAUUCAUACCCACGUUUUAUAAGAUCCAGUGCCUAUCAAGAGCUUCUACAGGCAAAGAAAAAGGGCAGAAACAUCCCUAUUUUCCCAUGCCAUAAAAACUGUACACCAACACUGAGGGCCAGCACUAACCUGUUAUGAAAAAGAGGGGAAAUCUCUCACGUCAAAGAGGUUAACAAGCCUCGUUCAGUCCUACUAAAAGGAUCAUCUUGUAGCAUGGAAGCAGACUGGAGUCAUUGCAUAUACUUUGUAGCUCUUUGUUGUUACCUGGAGCAGAGGACAUUAGGCCAAGAUGUUGCAUGAGCAAAGGACCUGAAUUGUUCUCUCUUUGUGUACAUUCAGGCAUUGCCAUUCCAAGGGACUCUACUGUCUCAAUGCCUCCACUGCAAAAUGUUGUCUGCUUACUUUCUCCUUGUACUAAGCUGGAUCUGUGUCGUUUCCUUUUUAACAAGUUCAAGUGGAGUAAACCUUUUUUUUUUCCUUCUCUUAAAGCUUCUGCUAGACACACAGUUCACUGAAAAUUCACUCAGUCAAAAACUGGAAGAAUUG
Prionailurus viverrinus (fishing cat) is the source of this 2065-nucleotide messenger RNA. It is a transcript of the gene RGS7, whose product is annotated as regulator of G protein signaling 7. The record is from RefSeq and is a predicted model, not a curated record. The coding region runs from base 224 to 1657 and encodes 477 amino acids. Gene Ontology annotation, biological process: G protein-coupled receptor signaling pathway; regulation of G protein-coupled receptor signaling pathway; intracellular signal transduction. Lineage: Eukaryota; Metazoa; Chordata; Mammalia; Carnivora; Felidae. The transcript has 18 exons.